GUGGUGACCCGUCUUAUUCCUAAUCAAGAUUAUGCAAUCCAUUCAUCAGCCUUAUUGGUACAUGGAGCUUCAUCUGCUAUUUGCACUCUGCAGAGAAAUAAAGCAUAUAAGUUCCAAGCUGUGGCAGAACAGAUAAAGCACAGGAUGAGCAACGAAAAUUGGUGA
Dovyalis caffra is the source of this 165-nucleotide messenger RNA. The record is from the annotation of a GenBank genome assembly. Lineage: Eukaryota; Viridiplantae; Streptophyta; Magnoliopsida; Malpighiales; Salicaceae.